This is a messenger RNA of Liolophura sinensis, 834 nucleotides long. RefSeq names its product dehydrogenase/reductase SDR family member 11-like. Gene Ontology annotation, molecular function: oxidoreductase activity. The record is from RefSeq and is a predicted model, not a curated record. Bases 2 to 748 code for a protein of 248 amino acids. Lineage: Eukaryota; Metazoa; Mollusca; Polyplacophora; Chitonida; Chitonidae. The transcript is spliced from 7 exons.
AAUGGAACGCUGGCGUGGACGAGUAGCCUUGGUAACGGGUGCAUCGAAGGGUAUCGGAUCACAGAUCACACGGGUGUUGGCUAGCCAUGGUCUAAAGGUUGUAGCAUGUGCUCGGAGUGAAGAUAAACUGCAGGAAUUGGCCGAGGAACUACAAUCCAGCAUGGGAGAUGUCUUUCCCAUACGCUGUGACUUGAGAUCGGAGGUAGACAUUUUGAAGAUGUUCGCCGCGAUAGAGGAACGCUGGGGUGGCGUUGACGUUUGCGUCAACAACGCCGGCCUCGCGCUGAACGCUUCUAUUAUUGACGGUGACAGCGAAGACUGGAGGACAAUGAUUGAUGUAAACGUUAUGGCUGUUUGUUACUGUACAAGAGAGUCCGUACGCUCGAUGAGAAGGAGGCAAGUCGAUGACGGACAAGUCAUUAACAUAAACAGCUUAUCAGGUCACAGAGUUGGGAAAGCUCACUUCUAUUCGGCCACCAAGUUCGCGCUGACGUCACUAACGGAAGGAACUCGUUGGGAAUUGAGAGGUAUUGACUCUCACAUCCGGGUAACAAGUAUUAGUCCAGGCUUGGUGAAGACGAACUUUGCCAGCGUUUUGAUGGGAGAGGCAGGAGCCGCGGAGACAUACAACACCCGACAAUAUUUGGAGGCCAAAGAUAUCGCUGACAUGGUCGUAACCGUGUUGUCUACGCCUAAGCAUGUCCAGAUUCACGAUAUACUGGUAAGGCCAACGGAGCAGUUGCCAUAACAACGGAUGUUUUGUCAGCCAUAGGGCGAAUUUAGGGUACUUGAUGGCGUUUAAUCAGUUAUGGUAUACGUAUUAUAAACAAGGCU